Molecule: messenger RNA, 1772 nt
Organism: Xenopus laevis (African clawed frog)
Lineage: Eukaryota; Metazoa; Chordata; Amphibia; Anura; Pipidae
Product: olfactomedin
Exons: 5
Coding region: 1-1398 (465 amino acids)
Source: RefSeq, a predicted model, not a curated record
AUGUUUUCCUGCAUCCUGAUCCUCUUCCUACUGCACACUGCUGCCAGCUUUGUGACCAAAAAUGCUUCAGGUGUUCUCUCUGGAAAGGAUCACUGUGUCUGUGAAAUUGUUCUACCAGACAGAACUUUCCCAGCCCAGAGGGUAGCAGCUCUGGAAGAUGAAACUCAGCGGCUAGGUAACCGAGUGGAAGAUGAAAUGCAAAAGUUAGAAGAGCAAGAAAUCAGAUUAGAAUCAUACUUGGACAGGAUCAUUAAUUUUACCUUCCGACUGGAACGUCUGGAGAAAAUGCGUCCGGAGGCCCUGGUGGAGAUCAACUAUGUACUGCUCAAAAAGGAGUUACUGGAAAUGGAAAGACUUGUUAAUGAACUAAAGACCAAGCUUAAAGGAAACGCCACUCAUGUUGACAAUUUACAUUCAGAGGUGAAGAAUAUCUCGAAGAUAGUUGGGCAACUAGAAACUAUGGACAAAAACAAUGUUCUCAAAAUCCAGAAGGACAUGGAAAAUCUUAAGAAGAAGCUUGUGGACUGUGAGAAGAACCUCAAAGCGAUUAAGACACCAGUCACUAUACCAUUAGGUUCAUGCCAGCACCGUGGCUUAGCUCGCAUUGGCAAACCAAACAUUAUUCGAGUCAAUUGGAAAGGAGUUGGUUACAAAUCUGGAGCUUGGGGUAAAGAUGCAGCUUGGAACACCACUAGGAAAUUAAUGUACUGGGUCGCCCCACUGAAUGUUGAUGGUCGAAUACUGGAGUCUGUGCGAGUCUAUUCAAAUCUGUAUGACAUGCACUUGAACAGAAGUGCAGUAGAUGUGCCUCUUGCUAUGUUCAUGAAAAACAAGUGGAACUACACCAUGGCUGGCCAAGGUUCUGGAAUGAUUGUACAUAAUAAUCACUUGUACUACAACUGUUACAAUAGUAGAGAUAUGUGUAGGAUCAAUCUAAGCAGCUUUUUGACCCAACGCAAAACCCUUCUAAAUGCGGUGUUCAACAACCGAUACUCCUAUGCUGGUGUCAGCUUCCGGGAUAUUGACUUUAUCUCAGAUGAGAGGGGGUUGUGGGUCUUAUAUACUACAGAGGAAAAUGCAGGCAAGCUUGUAAUAGGCAAAGUGAAUGUUGCUACCUUCAAUGUAGAUAAUAGUUGGCCCACCACUCAGUUGAAAACUGAGGUUAGCAAUGCUUUUAUGAUCUGUGGGGUUCUGUAUGCUACACGGUCCUUCAGCCCAAAGCAAGACGAGGUCUUCUACACAUUUGACACUAAGACAGGCAAGGAAGUAAGAGUCAGCAUUAUUAUGGAUAAGAUAUCAGAAAAAGUGCAGAGUCUAAGUUACAACUCUAAUGACCGAAAGCUGUACAUGUAUACGGAGGGCGUUUUAAUGUCCUAUGAUGUUGCCUUGAAGCCUUAAGGUCCCUUCUUCACCUACUAAAUUUUCCACUACUUUUUAUAUCAAGUAUUUGCCACUUAAAGGACUUCCUAGGUUCUCAUCACAAAAUCAAACUAUAUGAAAAUUAACACAAUGCCUGCUCAGAUGAAUGUAUAAUAAUUAGGUACUUGGUUCUUGCCGGCCUACAUGUAUAUCAGAGGUGCUGGUCUGCUACCUUUAAAUUGGCAUUUAUUUGCUUUAAAAUUAGUUAAUAACAAUUCUAUAAUUUUAAAGUCAACUGAACUAGCUGAACUCUUCAUACUGAAAUCCCAACCUUUGAUAGCCUUAAUAAUAACCAAUGAAUUUCUCUUAUUUCCGCAUGGCAAAAUUGCAUCUUUUCUUUAUAAUUUUCAAGU